AUGAAGUCAGUGAUGGAGGGAGACUCUGUCACUUUACACACUGAUAGUGAAAUGGAGAAUGAUAAUGAUCUGAUUCAGUGGCAGUUUGGAAACUACUUAAUUGCUGAACUCAAUAAAACAGUCAACAGCAUCAUUGUAAAUGACGAUGUUCUUGAUGGGAGAUUCAGAGGCAGACUGCAGGUGGAUCCUCAGACUGGAUCUCUGACCAUCACAAACACCAGAACUGAACACACUGGAUUUUAUCCAAUGCAGACCAACCAUAUGACGAAAGUUUUCAUUCUCAGUGUCUAUUCUCCUCUGCCUGUUCCUGUCAUCUUCUGUUACUGUCCUCAAACUUCAUCAUCAACAGUGUCCAGACAUGUGCUGCUGUGUUCAGUUUUGAAUGUGAGUCAAGCGACGCUCUCCUGGUAUAAAGGAAACAGUUUAUUCUCCAGCACCAGUGUGUCUGAUUUCAGCAUCAGUCUCUCUCUGCCUCUGGAGGUGGAAUAUCAGGAUGAAAACACCUACAGCUGUGUGCUGAACAAUUCAUUCACUGAACAGACUCAACAUCUGGACAUUAGUCAACUCUGUUACAAAUGUUCAGACUCUUUCCGUGGUUGUGAUACUGUUGAAGCUGUGAUCCGAUUGGUUGUCACUGCUCUGAUGGGCAUGGCUGCUGCAGCUGCAAUUGUUGUGCUGGUUUACGACAUAAGAUCCAGGAGAGCUGAACAGGAUUGAGCAUUCUUCUUUUUUUUUUAAUCAUUAAUGGUUAUUCAUUUUUGGCUUUAUACAGAAGGGUAUUCCAGAAAGUAAGGUUAACUUACCUUCACAUAUACCCUGAACUCUCGGUUGAUGAACCCAAAACAUGCUUACUUGAGGUAUGCUAGUUCCAAAAAAGCAUAAGACAUUCUCAACAGAGCCACGAAUCGAUGAUUCACCAUGGAAACAGACGCUAACUUCUACUUCCUUCUUCUUUUGUUUAAUGGCGAUUUACAUAACCUGCUUAGUAACCUA
Ctenopharyngodon idella (grass carp) is the source of this 993-nucleotide messenger RNA. Its product is annotated as CD48 antigen-like. Lineage: Eukaryota; Metazoa; Chordata; Actinopteri; Cypriniformes; Xenocyprididae. Bases 1 to 717 code for a protein of 238 amino acids. The transcript is spliced from 3 exons. The record is from RefSeq and is a predicted model, not a curated record.